Messenger RNA from Purpureocillium takamizusanense, 2336 nucleotides. RefSeq lists its product as uncharacterized. Gene Ontology annotation, cellular component: membrane. The record is from RefSeq and is a predicted model, not a curated record. Lineage: Eukaryota; Fungi; Ascomycota; Sordariomycetes; Hypocreales; Ophiocordycipitaceae. The transcript is spliced from 5 exons. Gene Ontology annotation, biological process: transmembrane transport. Gene Ontology annotation, molecular function: transmembrane transporter activity. Bases 563 to 2092 code for a protein of 509 amino acids.
CGCCGCCUCUCCCGCUUCCAGCCGAGAAAUCCCCCCUGCUAGUUGAACCUGUAGACGUGGUCUUCAUGUGGCCAAACCGGUUGUUGUCGGUGGAGAUGCGGUCCGCCCUUUCGCGUGGCCCGUCGGUCCGACAUGCCGUCACGGGGUCCAGGAGAUGGCGGUGAUUCCCUUUCGGUCUCAUCGGAGCAACAACCGUCCCUUUCUGACCCCCGAUUGAAAUGAUGCCCUGAGGAAUGUCUGUUCUUUUGCAGACAUGAUCUAUUUCAUAUGUACAUUGAUGAAGUCCCGUUGACUCAUGCCGGGAAAGCGUCGAUCCUCGGUAGUCGAGCCGAGGCCACUACAAGCCACCACCUCCCACCACCAUUUCAUCUCGGUUGUGUCUCGUCUUUGAUCUAUCAUUGAUCUUAACUGUCGUGGCAAGCGCAGCUCAAGGACAGAGAUAUCAACAUCUCAUUACCCAUAUCCUACAUCGAUUCGAGCUGGGAUAGUCGAGGUAAAGACCACCAAAUAAGACAAUAUUGCAGCCACGAGCAUCAGUCUGACCAACACUACCCGGCCGUGUAUGAAGGCAUCGGCCGAAACGCCUCCGUCUGCGGAGAAACCAGCAGCACCAUCACCAGCAGCAUCUGCAGACAUGGCUUCUUGCUCGGCAACCUCGACGGCCACCAUUGAGCUCCAGUCCGUCGACGACUUUCCCGGCCACCCUGCUCCAGCGGCCAAACAGCUUGGGGACAGCAACAGCGAAACGCAGCGCCAUGUGGGACGCAAGCAGCGGGCGGGAGGUAGUGACCGUGGCGAUUUUGGCUCGUCGUCGGACGGCAGGGGUUUGCUCGGCGAGCUGGGCGGUUCGGAGCCGUCCCCAUCGCCGCCCAUAAGCGUGGCCGAGACGUGGAACGAACCCCGACGCAACUCAUACCGCCUCGGCGCUGCUUUCUGGUGCUUUCUUGUCAUGGGCGCCAACGACUCGGCCUAUGGACCCCUGAUUCCCUAUCUCGAGAAAUACUAUGACCUCACAUACAUCGUCGUCUCCCUCGUCUUCCUCUCUCCCUUCAUCGGGUACGUCGCCUCCGCGCUGCUCAACAACACGCUGCACCACAAGUUCGGCCAGCGCGGCGUCGCCCUCAUCUGCGCGUCGAGCCACCUCGCCGCCUACGCCGUCAUCGCCGCGCACCCACCGUACAUUGUCCUCGUCUUCGCCUUCAUCCUCGCCGGCUUCGGAAACGGCGUCGCGGACGCGGCCUGGAACGCCUGGGUCGGGAACCUCGCCAACUCGAGCGAGCUGCUGGGGUUCCUGCACGCGCUGUACGGCGUGGGCGGUGUGGUGAGCCCGCUGGUUGCGACGACGCUGAUUACCAAGGCGAACCUGCCUUGGUAUACCUUUUACUACAUCAUGAUUGGCCUCGCUGGCAUCGAGCUUGCCGUCCUGGCCUCGGCCUUCUGGGACUCCAACGGGGCCACUUAUCGCAGCGUGUACCAGGAGAGCGAGGCCGACAGCAACAGCAAGCUCAUCGAGGCGCUCUUCCAGAAGCCCGCCUCCCGCGUGUGCUGGGUCGCCGCCGUGUUUCUCCUUUGCUACGUGGGUGCCGAGGUGGCCCUGGGGGGCUGGAUCGUCACCUUCAUGCUGCGCGUACGCCACGGCGAGGAUUUUGCGAGCGGUAUGUCCGCCGUGGGGUUCUGGCUCGGUAUCACCCUCGGGCGCGCUGUCUUGGGGUUUGUGACGCCCCGGAUCGGCGUCAAGGUGUCCACAGCGUGCUACAUAGGGGCUGUCAUGGCUCUGGAGCUCAUCUUCUGGCUCGUCCCGCAGUUCUACGUCUCGGCCGUGGCCGUCGCCUUCCAAGGCUUCUUCCUGGGGCCCAUGUUCCCCAACGCGGUCCUCGUCGCCAGCAAGUUGCUGCCGCGGCACCAGCACGUUGUGGUGAUUGGCUUCGCGGCGGCGUUUGGCGGCUGCGGCGCGGCGCUGCUGCCCUUCCUUAUCGGCCUGCUCGCGCAGUCGUCGGGCGUCCGCGUGCUGCAGCCCAUCAUCCUGGCGCUGCUGGCGACGAUGCUGGUCGUCUGGCUACUGUUUCCGCGCAUCGACAAGAAACGGGACUGAGGGACAGUGGUAUCUGGCCGUCGUGUUGGGUCAUUGGGUUGAUGCUGAGAGAUUCGCGUCAUGAACCGCAUGGGAGCAGUGCUGCGAUCAAAUGAAGAAACAUGACUCCAGUUGUGAAGAUGGAGUAGUGCUUGACAUGGGUUAUUAGACGGGGUUCUUGAGGACAAGCCGCCAUCUUUGGAAGUGACCAGGUCAUUGGGAAAGGAGUAUGGCGUCGUCUAUUCAUAUGUUUAAUGCAAAUGCA